AUGGCUCUGCCUGCGGUAAAGGGAAGGAGUUGGCUACGCGUCCGCGGGGGCAGGGACGAACCGCGAUUGGCCAAGCUGCCAAGGGAGGGUUGUGCAGAUCCAGCGCACACUGCGGGUGGGAAGCUACAGUCCAGCUCAGCCCCUCCAGCUGCUGUCUCUACUUUCUCUGCGACUUAGGAGGGGGGCGAGCGCGCGGAGCUGAGGAGGAUGCAGCACCUGCUGUGGCCUAGGGGCUCCGGGGGGUUCUGGCUGCUCCUCUGCUUCCUGCUGCUGAACAGCCGCCCAGGGGGCUGCAGCGACAUUAGUGGCCACGAUGGUCAGGGCCAAGUGGGAAUGGGGCAGCUCUGGCCCCUCCAAGGAUUUGCCAGUCCAGUUUUCCAGCACUUACAAGCUGUAUUCCAGCAGAUUGUGCCCCAAGGUUUGUUCUGGAGGAAUGACAUUACCCAGAAGCACAUCAGCAGAUUCCACCCCCAAGAUCCAUGUCUGAGGCAUGGGCAGGCAGCUUUUCCCACCAAAACCACUGGGAUAAGCCCAAUGGCCAAAGUGAACAGGGAGCAAUGCUUUACCUCCAAAGUGGAUUUGAAGACCCUCAAUGAGAGGGGACCGACCCUGUCAAGAAACACCUGUGGGCAUCUGUAUGAGAGGUUGGGAGGGUAUCAGUAUGAGAGGUUAGGAGGGCAGACGCUGGGAGCCUCUAAGGAUGAGAUGAUCUAA
Messenger RNA from Mirounga angustirostris (Northern elephant seal), 714 nucleotides. It is a transcript of the gene RESP18, whose product is annotated as regulated endocrine specific protein 18. Gene Ontology annotation, cellular component: endoplasmic reticulum. The record is from RefSeq and is a predicted model, not a curated record. The transcript has 5 exons. NCBI's taxonomy places the organism in Eukaryota, Metazoa, Chordata, Mammalia, Carnivora, Phocidae.